Pterocles gutturalis (yellow-throated sandgrouse) is the source of this 1255-nucleotide messenger RNA. It is a transcript of the gene LRRC1, whose product is annotated as leucine rich repeat containing 1. Gene Ontology annotation, biological process: neurotransmitter receptor transport postsynaptic membrane to endosome; neurotransmitter receptor transport, endosome to postsynaptic membrane. Lineage: Eukaryota; Metazoa; Chordata; Aves; Pterocliformes; Pteroclidae. Gene Ontology annotation, cellular component: adherens junction; postsynaptic density; postsynaptic membrane. The coding region runs from base 1 to 1242 and encodes 413 amino acids. Gene Ontology annotation, molecular function: protein binding. The record is from RefSeq and is a predicted model, not a curated record. The transcript has 12 exons.
AUGGCGCUGAUUCUUCAGACACUGAGGCAGGAUAUGAUGCUGGCAGUCAUAAAUAAACCCCUGAAAAAUCUGACUGUUGCUAUGGUGAUGUUAGUAAAAGCCUGGGAUAUGGAUCUUUAUAACCUGGCUUCACUGGAACUUAGAGAAAAUUUGCUGACAUAUUUACCUGAAUCACUUGCCCAGCUGCAGCGACUAGAAGAACUUGAUUUAGGAAACAAUGAACUUUAUCACUUGCCAGAAACAAUUGGUGCACUUUUCAAUCUUAAAGACCUCUGGUUGGAUGGAAACCAAUUAGCUGAAAUACCUCAGGAAGUAGGAAACCUGAAAAACCUGCUUUGUCUGGAUGUUUCUGAAAAUAAAUUGGAAUGCCUUCCUGAAGAAAUUAGUGGUCUGACUUCUCUAACAGACUUGCUUGUUUCUCAGAAUUUACUUCAGGUCUUACCUGAUGGCAUUGGAAAACUGAGGAGGCUCUCCAUUUUGAAGGUUGAUCAGAACAAACUUAUUCAACUAACAGAUUCAAUUGGAGACUGCGAAAGCCUUACUGAACUAGUUCUAACAGAAAACCAACUGCAGUCGUUGCCGAAGAGCAUCGGAAAACUAAAGAAGCUGAACAAUUUGAAUGCCGAUAGAAACAAAUUAACAUCUUUGCCCAAAGAGAUUGGGGGGUGCUGCAGUCUUAAUGUCUUUUCUGUACGUGACAACAGAUUAUCUCGAAUUCCCUCUGAAAUUUCACAAGCCACUGAACUUCAUGUCCUGGAUGUUGCUGGAAACAGGCUGACGUAUCUUCCCCUCUCACUGACUACCUUAAAGCUGAAGGCUUUGUGGUUGUCUGAUAACCAGUCCCAACCUUUGCUGACGUUUCAGACUGACACAGACCCUGAAACAGGAGAAAAGAUUUUAACAUGUGUAUUACUUCCUCAAAUGCCUUCUGAGCCUGGUUGCCAAGAUAACCUACCACGAUGUGGUGCACUGGAGAGUUUGGUAAAUGAAAUGUCAGAUGAAACAUGGAACGAGCGGGCGGUGAAUAGAGUCAGUGCAAUUCGCUUCUUAGAAGAUGAAAAAGAUGAAGAGGAUAAUGAAAUGAGAACACUUCUAAGGCGAGCCACUCCACACCCUGGAGAAUUAAAGAACAUGAAAAAGACAGUGGAGAAUUUACGGAAUGAUAUGAAUGCUGCUAAAGGACUGGAUUCAAACAAAAACGAGGUCAAUAAUGCCAUUGACAGAGUGACCACUUCUGUGUAGAGUUUCAUCUCCA